Messenger RNA from Monascus purpureus, 1789 nucleotides. The record is from the annotation of a GenBank genome assembly. Lineage: Eukaryota; Fungi; Ascomycota; Eurotiomycetes; Eurotiales; Aspergillaceae.
CGGCUAUGAUGAAAUGAGAUGACGUGAGUGGUGGCUUGUUAGAUAUGUUCAAAUUUACUGGUUCUUUCAUUCGAUAUUUCGAAAAAAGAAUUUCCCAUUAUUCUAUACCCACUACUUGCAAUCCGUGGAAACUGAACCCACCCCCAAAACAUACACAAAUAUGGACUCAGGAGCCGGAGUUCCUUCUUUAAUAUCCUUGUCGGAUGACGGGGAAUUUGCCGCUCAAAUUAGCGGCAAAGAUCUCAUCGUCCAUUCACAUCCAGCUUCGUCCGAAUUAAGGGAGAUGGACAUAACCAAAGUCAAGGAAAGUUUAGCUUCGACAGCAAAAUUCUUAAAAUUUUCGCGGACAGAGCCUAGAGGAGGAGCGGAAGAAGCGUCGAGGGUUGAGUCAGGUAGCGACCAGGUCCGGCAUCUGCUUUGCGCCAGUGACGCUCGUGUCUCAGUCUGGAAAUUGAAGCCACUUACGUUGUUCGGUGAAAUUGAAGGGGUUGACUCUGGAAUAGUGAACGUGGACUUUGGCAGGAACAAAGAUGAGAUCAUAGUUUUCCACACGUGGAACACGAAAGUGUCUGUCUUCACUCUAGCCACUGGACACAGCCAAAUUAUCAAGGCACCGAAGUUCGCCCACCAUAACGGCUACGGAUAUCGACCUAAAACGGGUCAAUUUGCAAUUCUUUUAAAGCCAGAGACAACUGAUCUACUGACUAUCCAUGAGUUGAGAAGCUACGAGCUCAUUAAUCGAGCAAAUCUACCAACAGUGGAUGCGCAGGGCUUGAAAUGGAGUCCCGAUGGAAGGUGGAUAGCAAUCUGGGAGGCUGCAAGCGCAGGUACGAAGGUACUGAUAUUUACUGCAGACGGACAUCAUCUUAAGACAUAUACUGGAUCUCCGGGAUUCGACAAUAGCUUCGAUCUGGGUGUGAAAAGCAUAGAAUGGAGUCCUGCGACUGGUCCCAAUGAAAUUUCAGAAUAUCUAGCAAUUGGGAAGGUCGAUGGAACUAUUGAAAUUCUCCGAAGCAAAACAUUCUCCUGUUCGAUUUCGCUGUCCCACAUCAUCCAGAACGAUCAACAUGGUCCUACAGUCUGGCGGGAGAGGCAUUCUAACACAAAUGGGGAUCCCGAGUAUGCGGAGGCGCCAAAUUUUGCGGCGUCCAUAAUGACGACGGAACUAUCUGGUCCUGCUCGUGGAGUCUCGACAAUAACAUUCAGUUUCGAUGGCAGUUUCCUGGCGACUGUGGACCAAGGACGACCGAACAUUGUUUGGAUAUGGUCGAUAGAGACAACUCCGAGAUUAGCAUCAGUUUUGGUUCAUGAACAUGCGGUCAGACAAGUGGUUUGGCAUCCUCGGAGCACACAGUGCCUCAUAACAACAGUCAAUGGUGCUGUUGCUGCUGUCCGUCAUUGGUCUUCAAAUGGUGAUCCAACGACUGUACGCAUGCCUAUUCAUCGAAGUGAGACUGGGAAGUACGAUGCGAGAUGGUUGGCAUCAGAACAGAAUGGCAAUUUGGCGUUCUGGUAUGGAACAACUGAAGACUGCGUACUCGGUUAUCUGGGGAUUCACGAUGAGGUUUCGAAGUUCAAUGUGCUUUAUUAUGUGAAUGCCAAAGCACGAAGUAUUUCUGGCUCAGGGAUAGGCCGGUAUAUUUAAUGCUCUCUUUUACGAUAUGUUCGCUUUGCUGUCUAUGUAUACUGGGCCCUUCCAGAUCGGCUCAUUGGCGCUCGCCAGGCCAUUGUAAUACCAACCCUACAUCAGAGCGAGUCAGACAUAGGAUACCACAACAUAAUAGAUUCG